Cottoperca gobio is the source of this 3176-nucleotide messenger RNA. Its product is annotated as lutropin-choriogonadotropic hormone receptor-like. Gene Ontology annotation, molecular function: thyroid-stimulating hormone receptor activity; luteinizing hormone receptor activity; G protein-coupled peptide receptor activity. The record is from RefSeq and is a predicted model, not a curated record. The coding region runs from base 487 to 2544 and encodes 685 amino acids. NCBI's taxonomy places the organism in Eukaryota, Metazoa, Chordata, Actinopteri, Perciformes, Bovichtidae. Gene Ontology annotation, cellular component: plasma membrane. Gene Ontology annotation, biological process: activation of adenylate cyclase activity; ovarian follicle development; phospholipase C-activating G protein-coupled receptor signaling pathway. The transcript is spliced from 14 exons.
UGACACUGUGCUCGGCUGAGAGGCUGGCAGGGAAUGCGAGCGUCUCGGUAAACAGUGCAGGGAGGUAAUCUCUCCAGGGAACUGAGCGUGUGUGUGUGUGUAUGUGUGUAUGGUUGUUCUACAGCAGCAGUGAGAAGGAGGUGUUGCUGCUCUCUUGUCAUGGGUCACAGUGGCAGGAUGAGAAAGCUGUAAAUGGGGUCAGAGUCACUGACAGAAGAGGAGAUUCAGCUAAGGAUGAUGGUUGACAGGCCACCCAGUGAAAUGUGUUUUCAAGUGAAACAAGAAACCGAAACAUCCUGCCGGAGCCUUAUCUUCGUCUUCAUCCAUGGGUACAGCUGUGGCGCUUGUUACUCAUUGUAGAAAGUCUUGGUUGCACCAUUAGUUUCAAUAGGAAAAACCUAUUAGGCGGGCAGCAAUCUCUCAAUUACGACAGCACCUGAAGGCAGCAGUAGAUCCUGUAACUCAUUGAGAUUGCAGGUGUCACGCAUGGCUCCCCGGGCGGUCUGGCUCCUUGUCGUGUUCUCCGGUGUCCUGCUUGUGUGCUCCUGCUGGGCUUAUACCUGUCCGAGCAUCUGUCGCUGCAGCGCCGACACUUUUGAGUGCAGCAGAGACACUCAGCUGGCCUCUCGGGCAAGAGCAGCAUCCGUGCCUCGACUAAGGUUCAAUCAUCUGCCCUUGAAAGAAGUCCCAUCUCAUGCCUUUAAGGAGCUGAUCAACAUUACAGUAAUCGAGAUCUCCCAGAGCGACUGCAUCACUCGGAUACGGCGACACGCCUUCCUCUCCCUCCACAGCCUGCUCCAAAUAUCUGUGCAGAAUAUCAUCAGUCUGAGGGUUAUUGAAAAAGGGGCCUUCGCUGACCUGCCCAAGCUGGAACAUUUGAGCAUCUCUAACACGGGGCUGAUACACUUCCCAGACUUCACAACUAUCUCUUCCCUGGUGCCAUAUAUCAUCCUAGAAAUGACAGACAACAUGAGGAUUGACAUCAUUCCAGCCAAUUCGUUCCAGGGUAUCUCAGAGGAGUAUGUUGACAUGAACCUGGUUAGAAACGGCUUCAGGGGCAUACAAUCUCAUGCAUUCAAUGGAACCAAGCUCAGCACUCUGAUUUUGAGAGACAAUAAGUUUCUGCGUGACAUUGAAGAAGACGCUUUUGAAGGAGCCACAGGUCCGAGUUCUCUGGAUGUUUCGUCCACACCUCUGAGUUCCCUCCCCCCUAAAGGAUUGAGUCAGGUGAAGUUUCUGAAAGCCAUCUCUACCUUUGCUCUGAAGACCCUCCCUCCACUGGAAAGCCUGGCUGAGCUGCUGAAUGCCGAACUCACGUACCCCAGCCACUGCUGCGCUUUCCACACAUGGCGACGGAAACAAAGGGAAAGUGCCUUAAAGAACUUCACAAAGUUUUGUGAUCUCAGCGAAACUGAAAUAGAGCCCACUUCAGAUGGCAUGAAUCUUAUCGAUGCGAUCAACUUUCAGUAUCCGGACCUGGAAUUUGAUUGUCUCAACAACCCAUUUGUCAAGUGCACGCCAAAGCCAGAUGCUUUUAACCCCUGUGAGGACCUGCUGGGCUUUCCCUUCCUGCGCUGUCUCACCUGGAUAAUCACAGUGUUCGCAGUGACCGGUAACCUGGCUGUUCUGGCUAUGCUGCUAAUUAGCCACCGCAAUCUAACUAUCUCCAGAUUCCUUAUGUGUAACCUGGCCUUCGCUGACCUGUGCAUGGGGCUCUACCUGAUGCUCAUCGCCUUCAUGGACCUCCUCUCCCGUCACGAGUACUACAACUACUCCACGGACUGGCAGACAGGGCCCGGAUGUGGCAUAGCAGGAUUUUUUACAGUAUUUUCCAGCGAGCUCUCAGUAUACACAUUGACUGUGAUAAGCCUUGAACGCUGGCACACCAUCACCAAUGCCAUGCAUGUCAACAAGAGGCUGCGGAUGCACCAUGUGGCGGCGAUAAUGGGGGCAGGCUGGGGAUUCUCUCUGCUGGUAGCCCUGCUCCCUCUUGUGGGGGUCAGCAGUUACAGCAAAGUGAGCAUCUGUCUGCCCAUGGACAUCGACACGCUGGCUUCUCAGGUUUACGUGGUGGCUGUGCUCAUCCUCAAUGUUGUCGCUUUCCUGUUGGUCUGCUACUGUUACAUAUGCAUAUAUCUGAGUGUUCGCAACCCAGAGCACUCUACCCGUCACGGAGACACUAAGAUUGCCAAGCGCAUGGCCGUGCUCAUUUUUACAGACUUUGUGUGCAUGGCCCCAAUCUCUUUCUUCGCCAUCUCCGCUGCCCUGCGUAUGCCCCUCAUAACCGUGUCUCACUCAAAGAUCCUGCUCAUCCUUUUUUAUCCCAUCAACUCACUCUGCAAUCCUUUCUUGUACACCCUCUUCACACGGGCUUUCAGGAAGGACGUGUGCCUGCUGUUGGGUCGCUGCAGCGGCUUGUACAGGUCACAGAAUCUGGCUACACACCGCAACUGCUCCAAGAAAAUGCCCAAUGCUCAAUCACUUAGUUUCUAUGCCUUUCACAUUAAGAUGAAGGAUUGCUUUCUAAACAAGGGAGCCACAUGACCAUCAACACUGAGAAUUAUAUUAUGAACUUAAGAGGCAGCGUCUCCUGCUAGAAAUGUAGCAUUUCUUCAAACUUUAGGUCAGUGUGAAGAGAUUUUCAGUCUUGUACAUUAUCAGAUUUAAUCUAGGUUAGUUUACAAAGUGAGAAUUUCAUCAUUCAGGACUACGAGACUCCAAACUGAAGACAACGGGAGCUGCUGCUGCUUCCAUUUCUGCACGUGAUGUGGUACAUAGAAGACGAUGGAUGGAGGAGGAAUGGGGAACAAAUAAUACAGGCUAGAUUAUUUGCAAAGUUAUCCUGAAGCACUGAUGGUCCUUUAUGUUAAGAUCAAUCCUGUAUAUACAGCUUUUGUGUAAGAUGUUACAAGAGAUAUUUAGUUCUAUUCAUUUCAUUAUUCCGUCUUUAUAAACGUUGAGAUUUUGAGUUCAAACACAAUGAAGUAAAUGUGAUCUGGUGACUUGUCUACCAGAAAUAUUACUGUGGUACAAAAUGUCCUGGAUUUUCACAAGACCGUUUAAUAAAAUUGAAAAAAGUGUAGUGAAUCACUUGCUUUCAAUUUGUUUUCCCAUUUAGCUAAAAAUAAAUACGUAUAUUAUAGAAACUACUCGGCAUCAUGUUAGUGUCUUUCCAU